GACUCGGAGGAGAAAAGUAUCAAAGUUCUUUACAGCUUUUGUUUCCCAAAAGACAAAAGAAGAAGAAAUUUCAAGUAAAUUACAGAGACUCAAAUGGAAGAGGAGAAGAAGAUUAUGCACUACAGCAGCUCUCAGAAGAUACUGUUAGUAGGUGAGGGCAACUUCUCUUUUGCUGCUUGCUUAGCCACUGCAUUUGGCUCUGCAAACAACACUGUCGCCACUUCUCUCGACUCCAGAGAGUCAUUUAUGGAGAAGUACCCAAAUGCAGUGAGGAAAUGGAAGAAGUUAAAGGGAAAGGGAUGUGUAGUACUGCAUGAAGUGGAUGUGGAUACCAUGAGCCAACACCCUCUGCUAGCUGAUAAACUAUUUGAUCGAAUCGUCUUUAAUUUCCCUCACGCGGGCUUCAUCGGCAUGGAAAGCCAGAGGUUUCAAAUUGAGUUGCAUCAAGAUCUGGUCAAGCGGUUCUUCGCCACUGUGUCUGAAAUGCUGACGGGAAGAGGAGAAGUUCAUGUGACACACAAGACCAGUAAUCCUUUCAGCAACUGGAACAUAGUGAAGUUAGCAGAAGAGGUAGGGUUAUAUCUGGUUGAGGAGGCACCUUUCACGCGAGCGGAUUAUCCAGGUUAUCUCAAUAAGAAGGGAAGUGGGAGAAAAUGCAACCGGACAUUUCGUGUUGGACAGUGUAGUACCUACAAAUUUGCCAAGCUACCACUUCAACUUCUGGUUCUUGAGUCACCUUAUUGAAUUCUUGAUCUGAUUUCGUUCUCGCCUCUGUUCUUCAACAUGUAAACUAUUUUCUUAUUGUUUAAACUUGGGCAUGGAGUAACACAGCAACAAGUCAGCAAGUCAA
Pyrus x bretschneideri (Chinese white pear) is the source of this 850-nucleotide messenger RNA. RefSeq lists its product as uncharacterized. The transcript has 3 exons. Gene Ontology annotation, biological process: rRNA base methylation. The coding region runs from base 94 to 744 and encodes 216 amino acids. Gene Ontology annotation, cellular component: cytoplasm. Gene Ontology annotation, molecular function: rRNA (uridine-N3-)-methyltransferase activity. Lineage: Eukaryota; Viridiplantae; Streptophyta; Magnoliopsida; Rosales; Rosaceae. The record is from RefSeq and is a predicted model, not a curated record.